GCCGGAGCGGAGCGGGUCCCCCGCCGGACUUGCUGGUGGCGGCGGUGCUGCUGGGCGGACGACGGAGCCCCGAGCGAGCGAGCGACGGACCCCGGCCGGCCCUCCGGGAGCGAUGCUGGUCCUGGCCGUGCUCUGGGUCUUCACGGGAGCCGACGCCGCUUUCGCCCAAGUUCUGCAGACCCGCUUUGUCGAAGAGCCUGAGGACCAGACGGUGGUGGCCGGGCAGAGGAUUGUGCUCUCUUGCGUGGUGCUGAACUAUUCCGGGAUCGUGCAGUGGACGAAGGAUGGCCUCGCCCUGGGGAUGGGGCAAGGCCUCAAAGCCUGGCCCCGGUACAGGAUCAUUGGAGCCUCCGAUUCUGGACAAUACAACCUGGAGAUCACAGAUGCCGAACUCUCGGACGAUGCCUUGUACGAGUGCCAGGCCACAGAAGCAGCGCUUCGUUCCCGGCGCGCCAAGCUGACAGUCCUCAUUCCUCCCGAAGACCCCGUGAUCGAUGGAGCCCCUGAGAUCCUGCUGCGGGCUGGGACCCCGCACAACCUCACGUGCUGGGCACGCAACGCCAAGCCAGCCGCCACCAUCGUCUGGUUCCGCGAUGGGGUGCAACAGUCAGAAGCGGCCACGACCACGGAAGUCUUGCCGGACGGGAAGCGAGAAUCCACGCUCAGCCAGCUCCUCAUCAACCCCACCGACCAGGACAUUGGCCGUGUGUACGUCUGCCGCUGCACCAACGACGCCAUCCCGGCGGGAAAGGAGACCUCCAUCAAGCUCAACGUUCACCACCCCCCCACCGUGACCCUGUCCAUUCAGCCCCAGACGGUGCAGGAAGGAGAGCGAGUCACCUUCACCUGCGUGGCCACCGCCAACCCAGAGAUCAAAGGCUACAGGUGGGCCAAAGGCGGCAUCAUCAUCGAAGACGCCAAGGAGAGCAGAUACGAGACGCAGGUGGACUACACCUUUUUCACGGAGCCCGUCUCGUGCGAGGUGCACAACGAUGUGGGGAGCACCAAUGUCAGCACCCUGGUGGAUGUGCAUUUCGCCCCUCGCAUCGUGGUGGAGCCCAAGCCCACGACCACCAACAUCAGCCUGGACGUGACGCUUACCUGCGUGUGGGCAGGGAAUCCGCCCCUCACCCUCACCUGGACCAAGAAGGAAUCCAACAUGGUGCUGAGCAACAGCAACCAGCUGUACCUCAAGUCCGUCACGCAGGCGGACGCCGGGCUGUACGUCUGCAAGGCCAUUGUGCCACGGAUCGGAGUGGGUGAGAGAGAAGUCGCCCUCAUCGUCAACGGUCCCCCCAUCAUCUCCAGCGAGUCGGUCCAAUACGCCGUGCGGGGGGACCAAGGCAAGGUGGAAUGCUUCAUUGGAAGCACCCCUCUCCCUGACCGGAUGGCUUGGAGCUGGAAGGAGAAGUUUUUGGAGGCGGGCACCCUGGAGCGCUACACUGUGGAGAGGAGCAACACCGGGAAUGGCGUCCUCUCCACCUUGACCAUCAACAACGUGAUGGAGAGCGACUUCCAGACCCACUACAACUGCACGGCCUGGAACGGCUUCGGGUCUCGGACGGCCAUCAUUCAGCUGGAGGAGAAAGAGGUUUUGCCCGUGGGAAUCAUCGCCGGAGCCACCAUCGGAGCUGGCAUCCUGGUCAUCUUCUGCUUCGUGGCCCUGGCCUGCUUCCUGUACCGACGGCGCAAAGGAAGCCGCAAGGACGUGACAUUGCGCAAGCUGGACAUCAAGGUGGAGACGGUCAACCGGGAGCCUCUGACACUGCACACGGACCGUGAGGGGGACACGGCCAGCGUCUCGACGGCAACACGCAUCAUGAAAGCCAUCUACUCGCCGUUCAAAGAUGACGUGGAUCUCAAGCAAGACCUGCGCUGUGACACCAUCGAUACUCGGGAAGAAUAUGAGCUGAAGGACCCGACCAAUGGCUACUACAAUGUCCGUGCCCACGAGGACCGUCCGUCUUCGCGCACGGUGCUCUACGGCGACUACCGCAACCCCGGCCCUUCCCGCUACGAGACGCGGCCCUCAUCCUGCCUCUCCCACUCCAGCGGCUACGCCCAGCUCAGCACCUACAGCCGGGGACCUGCCUCGGAGUACAGCGCUGAGCCCGUCCCGGGCCCCGCUGCGGGCGCCUCCACGGCCGAGACAGCCAGCCAGCUCUCCUAUGAGAACUACGGGGGGCACGGGGCCUUCCCCCCCAACGCUGGCUACGCCACCUACCGCCUGGGCUACACCCAGCCCCCUCCGCCCGCCCUGGACCGAGCCCCCUAUGACACCUAUGACCCACUGGGCAAAUACACCACGGCCACCCGCUUCUCCUACACGUCCCCGGACUACGGGCAUCGCUUCCAGCAGCGGAUGCAGACUCACGUCUGAAAGCGGCCGGGACUGGGGAGGGCAGGCGGAAGGUACCUCACGACUCCCCCUGAUAUUCAGGGGCUCUUCCCCGCCCCCGAAACCCGGUCCACUUCAGCCCCCCCCCUGCAGGCUGGACUCACAGACCUCCACCCAACCUAGGACGAGGGCGACACCCAGGGGUCCCGGCGGGGUUCGUCUUUCGAAAUCUCCGAGCUUCCUUCCACCGUUUCUCGGAAAUAUUUUUCUUCCUCCUCGCAUGGAACACUGCUGUGAUGGGGAAAGGGGGGCCCCUUUCCGAGUCAUGGGGGGCUGCAAGGGUGUCAAGCGAAAAAAGGGGGCGUCUUGUGAGACUGGACCCUCCUCUCUGCCUGAGGCAGCGCCUUAGUCUUGCAGUGGACACCUGCAAGGAGGUAGAAGGUUGGAAAUGACCAAACCAGCGGGGGGAGCAGUGUGGCUGUGCUGGUGUUUGGCUUGGCCCCAAACAAGGAUCUGGGGGUGCUUGGGGAGCCAUGUGUUGCAGUCAGAGGGUGGUUCUCAUCAUAAUGAGUGCAAGACAGAGAGUGGCUGAUUUCUACAUCAUGUGGACUAGCGGCUUGAUUACCAAAUGGGGUCCCCACCCCUUCUUCUGUUCUGCACUUGAUGCAACGACACCUCCUCUGUAAGAGCAGGUGGAAACACCCUUCUUUGUCACAGGGAGGUGUGCGAACGGGCCUCUCUGGCGGCACAUGCUUUCACAUCUCCCCACACCAGUGCAAUGGAGCCCCACGUCCCUUGGGGUGCAAGCUGAUCAAAGUCAGGGGCUAACCCUAACCCUAACCUGCCCGAUAACAUCGAGAGAGCGUCAUCCUGCCCGCCUUGAGGCCAUGACUGAGCUCCUUGCAGAAUUUCAUAGACUUGCAGAAUUGUAGGGUUGAAAGGGUCCCCCAAGGAUCAUCUAGUCCACCCUGCUGCCAUGUGGGAGUCGAUUUCGUACACAAAAGGAUCCUGCCUGGGGUCCUCUGCGUCUUCACCCUUGCCACCAAAUUCAGAGGGCCUGGAGGAGAGAAUGGGCUGAACUCCAUUGCGAUGCCUUGUCUGACCUGCUUCCAAGACCUCAUCCCUCCCCGCCCCACCGUUGAAGGGGAUGGGAGCUUGGGGAGGGGGUUCUUAAGGGAGAAACCACCGGAGGGAAAAGGCCAAGGAGCUCUCCUAGGUCCCGUCCCUGUGACCUCUGGGUGUCUUGCUCAAACACCCCCUCCCAUCUGGCUUCCAUUCUCUCCAGGCUCAUUUCCUAGCCAUGAGGACUAGCAGCUUAAGAGGUUUAGGUAGAAAAAUCAAAACACCAGCCAAGACUCUCAGGAAGCUGAAGUCCACAGAGGGUGGCGACCCAAUGCUGGAAGUCUGUCUUCCCACCCUCGCCCCUACGAGUGCAGGACACAUCCCUGGAGGAGGGCGUUCUUUUAAGGGCUGCCCACCCUGACCACCCCCUGCUCCUGCUUCCUGCCAGUCUCCCCUCCUUGCCAGCCACACUCUUUCUCCCUUGCACUUUUAAGGGGGCAAACUGAUUCGCUGGCUGUGGAUGGUUGGAGGGUUUUUAAACUGUGGGGUGGAGGGAGAGUCGCGCUGAGAGUUGGGCAGCUCAAGUGUCCCAGCUGGAACUCGCCAGUCUGGAAGGGACCGCGAGGAUUAUCUAGUCCAACCCCAUGCAUUCCAGGAAUCACACUCCCAUCGCCGCUUCAGCAGAGGGUUUGGCCCUCUCCCUACUUUGUGCAUUCCAAAAAAGGGGCUCUGCCUCCUCUUUCUUUGCCAGUCCUUGCCACCCAAAGGACCCACCUGCCUUUCACCCUUUGCUACUUCCUCCCAUCCCUUGAAUGCCAAUCUCCUGCACUUUCAACGCAGACGGUUGGGUUAAACUUAUUUCUCUCAAUGUGUGUGUAUGCCGUUUAUUUCUGAUGUUUGUGUGUAUCCCCUCCCCCUUCUCUUUCAUCAUCAUCUCCUCUUCAAGGAAACCCACUCCCCACCCCCACUUUUUAAAUUUUUGUGCCUUAAAAACUCUUAGCUUGAUUUGGCCACUAAGAACAGCCUUGGGCAUCCUUUAGGACGACACCCCUGUCAGCCCCGAGAUGGUACGGCCGUGUGGUGCUGGGGCUGAUGGGAGUUGGAGUCCCAUGGCACCCAUUGGGGAGGCUGACCUAAAGCAUUGAGCAGAGUCUCCACCAGUGGAGUCUGGGGUGGGGGAAGCAGGGGGUGGUAGGCGCAAAGGUCCAGGUGGGGGGCUUCUCCAUCCAGCAGUUUUGCAGGAAGGGAAAAGCUUUGGCUUCUUGCGUGUUCCAAACACCCUACAAUUUUAUCCUCCCUUGUUGCUCUCCCCUCCCCCCUUCUUGGCAUGCUUCAUCUCUCAGGUGAGCAAACAGGGCUAAGAGAUGCACAAUGAGACUCCCUGCAGACCUACAAAGUGAGAUUCUCACUUGCCCCCACCUUUGCAUGCUACAUUUCUGGUUGCAAGCUGAAAACAGGUUUUUUGACAGCGGGUGCCCCCUGCACAUGACCUUGAAGCCCCUGGGCAUAAGAAUGUGCCCACACAGAGCGCCAUCUUGUGGUUGCCUCCGGCAACUGUGGCUCUGCCUGGUCAGAGAGCAGGAGGAGGCAGUGAGCGUUCUGGCACUCUUCACCUGCCAAGGUUCGAUUCCUGCUCUUGGAUUUGCCUUUACAGUAUUGCUUUUUCCUCCUCAGCAGAGGGGCUGAGAAUAUAUGCUGGGGGUCUCUCAUCAGGCAAUGUCUGAUGAUGAAUAUUUGAUUUACAAGGUCCCUCAGGCUGCUUUUUGAAGUGGUAUUUUCAGUGUAUUUUCUCCUUUUUUUGUAAGGAAAAGGAGCUGCCUGACCCAUCAGCCAUGAGCUCCCUUCCCUUUGAGGAAGCAGCUCGGGUGGUGCAAUACUGCAUGUGGCCACAGUGAGGUGCUCACCCACCCCUUUGAAUGAAGUCUAUUUGUGACGGGUAUUUACACACAUUCACAUCCUUUUUUGCUCCAGGAGCUUAGAUGAAUUGCAAAAGAGAGAGAGAGAGAACGAAAUGGAGAGAUCUUUUGAGGAGAGAAGGGAAAUGUCUCCUUCCAAAGCCUCUUCCUCUCUCACUUCCUCAUCUUAGACUCACAUAAUUGUAGAGUUGCAAUGCCGGAAUCACAGCUUAGGGCCACCCAACCUCUGCUUAAAAUCUCCAACAAAGGACAGGUCACCACUUUCCAAGGUGACAAAUGGCUCUUACUGUCAAAAACUUAUUCCUAAUCUUUAGUCAAAAUCAUCUUUCUUCUCAUUGGAAUCCAUUGGUUGUGGUCCUGCCCUCUGGAGUACCAGAAAACAAGCUUGCUCCGUCUUCCAUGGAACAGCCCUUCAGACAUUGGAAGAGGGCUCUCAUAUCACCUCUCAAUCUUAUCUUCUCCAGGCUAAGCAUACCCAACUCCAUCAACCAUUCCUCGCAAGGCUGUUUCCAGAGCCUGAUCCUCUCGGUCUCCCUCCUGUGCCCAUCUUCCAGCUUGUCCAUAUCCUCCUUAAACUGAGGUGCCCAGAACUGGGCACAGGACUCCAGGUGGGGUCUGACCAAGGCAGAACAGAAUGGGACUAUGACUUCCCUAGAUCUGGACACUAGACUUACUGUGGAUGCAGCCUCAAAUUGCAUUAGCCUUUUUUGCUGCUGCAUCACACAGUUGACUCGUGUUGAGCUGGUGAUCUGCUAAGACCCCUAGAUCCUUUUCACACAGGCAUCAGAUCUAUCCACUGAGUAGGCAGAACCGCAAAAUGUGGGGAGCCCUAUCCAUAGCGCAUGAGGUUUCGGGGCUCAGCGUCAUUUGCUGCCCAAGAGCACAAGACCCCCCUCCCUUGAGACAGUCGGGAAAUUCAGCAAUAAUCACUCCAAAGCCUUUGAGCGGGGAUGCACUCUG
Messenger RNA from Zootoca vivipara (common lizard), 6276 nucleotides. It is a transcript of the gene KIRREL1, whose product is annotated as kirre like nephrin family adhesion molecule 1. Lineage: Eukaryota; Metazoa; Chordata; Lepidosauria; Squamata; Lacertidae. Gene Ontology annotation, molecular function: cell adhesion molecule binding. Gene Ontology annotation, cellular component: cell-cell junction; plasma membrane. The record is from RefSeq and is a predicted model, not a curated record. Gene Ontology annotation, biological process: cell-cell adhesion.